Molecule: messenger RNA, 1150 nt
Organism: Lactuca virosa
Lineage: Eukaryota; Viridiplantae; Streptophyta; Magnoliopsida; Asterales; Asteraceae
Source: the annotation of a GenBank genome assembly
AGAGAGAAAGAUAGGCAACGCAAAGUGUACACAGAUCUGUUCAUCCGGCCGUUCGACCGACCUACCGGUACCGGAGCUCAGCGCCGACAAGAGAUCCAGAAACAAAGAAGAAAUACUCUCCGGAUCGGUACCAUACUUUUGAUACAGGGGAAUUCAAGAUGAUGUCCGGAAAUUACACAACCAUUGACAACCAGAAUGUUUCUGGAUCUGUUCCUGCUGUUUCAGAUCCUCCAGGACAAGUCUCUGUGAAAUUUAAUGAUUCAACUCUCCAAACCUUUCCCCCAUCUGGAACACAAGGCAAGAUCUCAGGCGCUUCUGGACCUCCCCGCGAUGCCGAUGAUACAUUCUCAAAGCCAGUAUCUGGUUCAUCAGAAGCACAACAAAGUAGUGGUUGGUUCAAGGUAUUCACAGUUGCUGCUUACCAGCCUUACUUUGAUGUUGACACAUCUGAUGUUUUAGAAAGAAUCAAAGAUUCCCUCUUGCCCUUUGGAGGAAGCUUCAAUGAAAAAACCGCUAGCAACCCAGACUUGUAUGGACCUUUUUGGAUAUGCACUACCUUAAUCUUUGUUGCAGCUUCUAUUGGGACAUUUGUGACUUAUUUGGCUCACAAGCUACAACAUAAAGAAUGGAACUAUGAUAUCAAUCUAGUAACAUGGUCUGCUGGAGUGUUCUAUGGAUAUGUGCUUGUUGUGCCUCUUUGUUUGUACAUUAUUCUCAAGUACUUUUCUGCCCCUUCUGGCCUUGUUCAACUAUUCUGUCUAUACGGAUACUCCCUGUUUAUCUUCAUUCCAGCCAUGUGUCUAUCGGUUGUUCCAAUGGAGAUAUUUAGGUGGGUGAUAACGGGUGUAGCGGGGGUAAUGUCGGCAUUAUUUGUGUCACUGAAUCUAAGAAACCACAUAGUGGCGGCGGGUGAGCGAUGGUUCCUAAUUGUGGCCGGGAUUUUUCUCUUGCAGUUGGCUCUCUCUGUUGUACUUAAGCUGUAUUUGUUCAAUGUGAAUGUGUAGUUUUUUUUUUUUAACAGAAAUUGGUAAUGGUAUCGAAAAUUUAUAGGGAUUUUAGGGUAAAUGGAGUUUUGUGAACUUAAGAUUUGAAUGUUUUCCAUGGACAGAAGAGAAACUAUAUUCUUAUUUUUUGAUAUAUACAGAGAUUG